AUGGCGCGCACAAAGCAGGUAGCCGUGAAACGCGAGGAGUCGUCUGAGUUCUUCAACAAGCAAUCUGCGGAGUGGGAGAAUGCCAAUGGAAAGGAGUCCAAGGCGACGAAUGGGCACGCGGCGCCAUCAAAGUCGGCGCAGGGCGAGGCCGGCUUGGUGCAGCUUGUGACUGCGGUUGCGGGCAUCUACGCUUCCUUCUUGACGUGGGCGUACCUCCAGGAGAAGUUGACGACCAAGGCGUACGGCCCAGCCGACGCACCAGAGGUCUGGCAUUUCCCCGUUUUCCUCAACACGAUCCAGUCGCUCUUUGCGGCCGCCGUCGGCUUCGUCUAUCUCUUGGCCUCGACUCCGAAAGGCGCAGCCGUGCCGCCCAUCUUCCCGUCGCGUCGCAUCCUCGGCCCGCUCGCGCUCGUCGCAAUCACCAACAGCCUGGCCAGCCCCUUUGGCUACGCCAGUCUUGCGCACAUCGACUACAUCACCUUUUUGCUGGCAAAGAGCUGCAAGCUUCUCCCCGUCAUGUUCCUCCACAUUACAAUCUUCCGGAAGCGCUACCCCAUCUACAAGUACCUGGUCGUGGCCGCCGUUACAGCUGGCGUCGCUGUUUUCACCCUUCACUCAGGCCGCAAGCAUAAGAAGUCCACCCGGUCUGAAGAGGCAAACGUCUCUUGGGGCUUGCUGCUGCUCGGCAUCAACCUCCUCUUCGAUGGCCUCACCAACAGCACGCAGGAUUACAUCUUCCAGACGUUUCGCCCGUUCACCGGGCCGCAGAUGAUGUGCGCCAACAACAUUAUGAGCACCGUUGUCACGUCCUUGUACCUCCUCGGCAGCCCUGCGCUCGUCUCGACCGGUGUUGGGGAGUGGCUCGGAAUGGACGUCGCUGGUAGUGCUGGCGAGUUAAAUGCGGCCAUUGAAUUCAUGACCAAGUAUCCCGCUGUGUGGAAGGAUGUUUUGGGCUUUGCAGCUUGUGGUGCCCUCGGCCAAGUCUUCAUCUUCUACACUCUCUCCACAUUCUCGUCCGUCUUGUUGGUCACCGUCACUGUAACCCGCAAGAUGUUUACCAUGAUCCUCUCCGUCGUUGCCUUUGGCCAUCGUCUAACCCAGAUGCAGUGGCUCGGAGUCACCCUCGUCUUUGGCGGCAUUGGCGUCGAGGCUGCUAUUGCUAGGAAGGAAAAGAUGGCCAAGGAAGCCGCCAAGGCGAAGAAAUCCUCAUAA
Trichoderma virens Gv29-8 is the source of this 1212-nucleotide messenger RNA. RefSeq lists its product as uncharacterized. Gene Ontology annotation, molecular function: UDP-glucose transmembrane transporter activity; UDP-galactose transmembrane transporter activity. The transcript has 3 exons. Bases 1 to 1212 code for a protein of 403 amino acids. Lineage: Eukaryota; Fungi; Ascomycota; Sordariomycetes; Hypocreales; Hypocreaceae. Gene Ontology annotation, cellular component: Golgi membrane; endoplasmic reticulum membrane. The record is from RefSeq and is a predicted model, not a curated record. Gene Ontology annotation, biological process: UDP-galactose transmembrane transport.